Ambispora leptoticha is the source of this 1046-nucleotide messenger RNA. NCBI's taxonomy places the organism in Eukaryota, Fungi, Glomeromycota, Glomeromycetes, Archaeosporales, Ambisporaceae. The record is from the annotation of a GenBank genome assembly.
AUGGACACCUACUAUGACUACUUCAAAGAAACGAACCCCGAGGAAUAUCGCUUCUUGGAUUUUUAUAAGUACCGCAGUAAGCAAACUGAUUUCACAUAUUCAUUUCAAAAGGAAGCAGACAUACUUCGGAAAUGUCUGUCCAACAUGUUGAGAGAGAGUUCGGAAGACAUUAAGAAACGGAUUAGUCUGCUACUGCAAGAUUUUGAGGCAAGUUAUUUUGAUUUUUCUGAAAGGUUGGCACGCAGUAUGGGAGAUUUCCAGCAGUCCCGAGAAGGGGUAAAAACUCUCACAACUACGGUGGGCAUCUACUUGUUACCCAUCUUAUGGUCUACUUGUCCGUUGUGGUCUGCCAUAGGCAGUAUGGGAGUCUUCCAGCAGUCCCGAGAAGGGAAACAUCGAUUGCGCAAUCAGGAUAUCAAUUACUUCUGGAACAGAAUCGAGUUAGAGUGUAACAAAAAUGAACAGCAACGUCUAGAGUCAGAGAGAACUACGCGAACACUACGAUGCUACGUCAGUAUAAGAAGUAAGACACAAGAUAUGAUGGAGAACAUGGCCGAGGAGACAACAGAAGAAGCCGAGAAUGCUCGCAAGCGAUUACAUUCCGAGUUCUCGGGAUAUAAACAAAACGAGGAAGGAUUCUCAACCCCACCAAAUAAGAUCAGAACCUCCAAUAGAAUGUUCUCGAAUGAAAGCCCAUCCACAAUAAGAGAUCCGAAAAUAAUGGAAAUUUUUGAUGAAAAUAUUGCGUCGGAUCUGAAAGAGAAAGCUCAACGAUCUACCUCAUCUUUUCUGUCAAAAAAACGUGCAUGCAACACACAGCAAGAGGAUGAAAAAGGUAUUACAGAUGAAGAUUUGGCGAAUUCAGUGAUCGAUGCCUCCAACGCUUUCGGCCAAGUUGAAUUUCCGUUAUAUUAUAGUAAACUUAAAUCUAUCUGGAACAGUAAAGAUGCUACAAACUAUUAUGUUAUCGAUUUAGGAGAUAAAGAUACAUUGUAUAAUGUUCAUAAUCUUUUAGAUGAGGAUGAGUUGAAAUCGUUGUUUAAAAG